AUGCUGUUGCCACUGCCUGUGCUGCCGCUCCCCUCGUUGCCGCCGCCACCACUGCCUGUGCCUGUGCCGCUGCCGCUCCUGCUGCCUCCUCUCCUGCCCCUGCGGCGGCUUCUGCUCUCAGGGCUUUGCCUUUCGCUCUUCCUGAAUAACAGUUGUUUUCCUCCGCUAAGCAGCCCCCAGCCUCAGAUGGACCAGGUGAGAGCCCUGCCUUUUGCACUGGGCUACUGGUUUACUUAA
Molecule: messenger RNA, 237 nt
Organism: Monodelphis domestica (gray short-tailed opossum)
Lineage: Eukaryota; Metazoa; Chordata; Mammalia; Didelphimorphia; Didelphidae
Source: RefSeq, a predicted model, not a curated record